Molecule: messenger RNA, 1713 nt
Organism: Salvia miltiorrhiza (redroot sage)
Lineage: Eukaryota; Viridiplantae; Streptophyta; Magnoliopsida; Lamiales; Lamiaceae
Product: zinc finger protein HD1-like
Exons: 5
Coding region: 298-1512 (404 amino acids)
Biological process (GO): regulation of flower development
Cellular component (GO): nucleus
Molecular function (GO): protein binding
Source: RefSeq, a predicted model, not a curated record
UCUUAAUCUCUCUAAAAAUUCCAAACCAAGAAAGAGCCAAAUUAUAAAAAAAAUAAAAAUAAACAAAAGAGCCUUUCACUUUCUGUCCAAUCGUUUUAGUUUGAAGUUUUUGGUGCCAUUUGUUUUGACGUUUAAUUCCAACCUCUGAAUUAAAUCAAAAGUGGCCAUGAGAAAAAUGUUGUAAGCAUGUAUUCCUUUCUGGAGUGUUAGGAAAAGCCCAUAAUCCGAUCUCUCAUUAAUCUUUUGUAUAUUUUUAGUCUCUUAUUAAUAUUCUAAAUUUAAUUGUGGGAGAGAAUCAUGUUGCAGGAGAUGGUUCAUCCACAAGAUCAACAACUCUCCAUUCAGGAGGAAUUCAGCAACCCCAAUAUUGGAAGCCAUUUAUUGGAAUUCAGUGAGUCUGAAUUAUUCCCAGAGACUGUCCAAAAUUCUGAAGUUGGCUCAAACACCUAUGAUCAUGAAAAACAAUCUUCUUAUCAAAUACAACUCUCUAAUAUUACUGUUGAAAUGAGUAACUUCAACACUUCAACUAACAUAGACGACGAAAUCAAGCCGCCACCGCCGCCGCCGCCGAUCGUAGCUGCCGCCGGCACGCUAUUCGAUGAGGAGAAUGACAUCUCAGCAGCCAUAGACUUCACAACUUCUCCCUCUUUUUCUCAUCAUCAAUAUAUCAGUAACAACAGCAGCAGCAACAACAACAACAACAACAUCGAUAACAACAACGACAAUGAUGCUAGUCAGGAAGCGUUCGACAUCUCCUCGUUAAACGGGCAGCUCGACAUGACGGCGGCGAGUGGGUGGGCGGCGGCGGGGCCGUAUGAGGAGGAAUGUAUGUCGUCUUUCAUGCGGAUGAAGGCGUCUCAGCCGCUCAUCGACUCGAUCAUGGUGCCGUAUUUGGGGCCGCCGCCCGGUAUUCCGUUCACGACGUCGACGCAAAGCUCGGGAGCUUUUAUGGGGAUGCAAGAUCUGGAGUUUCAAGGAGAUAAUGCUGCUUUUUUCAUCCCUGAUAAUAUGCAGAGAGCCUUCAACUGCCCUACUGAUCUUCAGGGACUUAGUAAUGAAAGCCAGCAUCUAUAUCAUGGAGGAGCAACUACAACAACUACUUCAUCUCUGGCAUCAGAGAUUUCAAGUUUGGAAGACCCCACAUUUAAAGUGGGAAAGCUCUCAGUUGAAGAAAGGAAAAGAAAGAUUCAUAGAUACAUGAAGAAAAGGAAUGAAAGGAACUUUAGCAAGAAAAUCAAGUAUGCUUGCCGGAAAACUCUUGCAGACAGUAGGCCUAGGGUGAGAGGGAGGUUUGCUAAGAAUGAUGAAUUGGGAGAAGUUGGAAGGCAUAUGGGAAACAACCAUGAAGAUGAUGUGGAUGAAGAUGGCCUAUAUUCCAAUUCUAUCCCUCGUGAUCAUCAAAGAAAGGUUGUGGUGAAAGAAGAAGAUGAGCUGGAUUCCUCAGAUAUUUUGGCACAUAUAAGUGGAGUGAAUUCUUUUAAGUGCAACUAUCCAAUUCAAUCUUGGAUUUAAGUUGAGAAUUAGUUGUCACUUAUAAAUUACUUUAAUUUGCAGCAAUUUCGCAUGUAAUCGUUUGAAAAAUCUAAAAAAAAUUGGCCUAUUUUAUCUCAUAUAUGGUAACAGUCAUGUAGUUUUUAAUGACAAUUGUACGCAGUAUAUAUAUAUAUAUACAAGUUAACUAGUGAUAUUUGUAAAAAAUAUUUUGCUUUACUA